Phialemonium atrogriseum is the source of this 1775-nucleotide messenger RNA. RefSeq lists its product as uncharacterized. Lineage: Eukaryota; Fungi; Ascomycota; Sordariomycetes; Cephalothecales; Cephalothecaceae. Gene Ontology annotation, biological process: amino sugar metabolic process; peptidoglycan turnover. The transcript has 2 exons. Gene Ontology annotation, molecular function: phosphotransferase activity, alcohol group as acceptor; ATP binding. The record is from RefSeq and is a predicted model, not a curated record. Bases 270 to 1610 code for a protein of 446 amino acids.
UCUCCCGUAUCGGGUCUUCCGGUGGGCGGCGAAUCACAACCUCCCCACACGUAUUAUGGCCAAGUCCACUACCAAAUACACCAACCACAUCCUGGUUUCUCCAUUCUCAGCUCUGGCGAUCUGGAUUUAACGGCCUCCUUCUCCUCAGCCAAAGUCAUCUCACUAUCUCACUCCAGUGCAAUAGCAUUCCUCUUCUGUUCAUUACUCCGUGAUCCUUGUGCCCUGGGAACACUCUUACCCUCACAUAUCUAUCCAUUUACCUCGACACCAUGUCGUACAUAGUCGGCCUCAACAGCGGCUCAUCUUUUGAUGGCGUCGAUGCCGUCCUCUGCAAAAUAUCCCUCGCAGAGGACGGUCACCCAGCUCGGCCAGAGUACAUCGACGGUCUGACGGUCGAUUGGCCACUGGAGUUGCAGCCCCUCAUCCUCCGCGCAUUCGACAACGACCUCACCAUCUUUGAGAUGACAAGACUAAAUUACGUUGCUGGUGCCCUCUACGCAGAAGCAGCCAACUCCAUCAUCAAGAAGAACAACCUGAAGCCCCAAGACGUACACGUCAUCGGGUACGACGGCCAGACCAUCUACCAGGAGCCGCCAGAUCGCGUCAAGGAGCGCAAGUACGUGCAGAGCGGCAACAAGAGCCUGGUAGACCUGUGGUUGAAAGGCGGCUACGCCUGUGGCUUCUUCAUCGCCGAGUCCGGCGUGGUGGCCGCCCUGACAGACGUGGACACGGUGACGCAGUUCCGGCCCAUCGACCACGCCCUGGGCGGCUCGGCCGCCCCGCUGAUGCAGUACCUGGACUUUGUCUCGUUCCGCAACGACGGGCCGACCGUGACGCUCAACAUCGGCGGCAUCGCCAACCUGCAGCUCGCCGACGCGGACCGCAGCAAGAUGAUGGCUUUCGACACGGGCCCGGGCAACGUCAUGAUGGACCACGUGGUCAAGGCCCGGACGGGCAAGGCCUACGACGCGGACGGCGCGCUCGCCGCCCGGGGCCGGGUCAUCGGCCCGCUGCUGGACGAGCUCCUGACGCACGGCUUCUUCGCGCGCCAGCCGCCGCGCUCGGCGUGGCGGCUCGACUUCGGCGCCGCGUACGCGGACCGCAUCCUCGAGCGCCACGCCGCGUCGUCGACCGAGGACGUCCUGGCCACGCUGACGGCCUUCACGGCCCGGUCCAUCGCCCGCAGCCUCGCCGACUUCAUCCUGCCGCGCACGCCCGUCGUGCGCGUCAUCGCGUCGGGCGGCGGCACGAGGAACGCCACGCUGAUGAGGGACCUGCGCGCCGAGGUCGGCGCGCUGGGGCUGGAGGUCGCCGUCAGUGACGAGUUUGGCAUCCCCGCCGCGUACAAGGAGGCCAUCAAGUUCGCGACGCUCGCGUUUGCUAAUAAGAGGGGUCUGGCAAAUAACAUCCCCGCCGCUGGGGGGGCUGUCAAGUACGCCGUGCUUGGAAAGCUCUCACUCGCCCCCUGGAGGGCUAAGAAUGGCGGGGAGGUUAUUGGGAGAGCUGAGAAGGUGUUGGGGUUGGGAAUUGCUGACGGAACUACGAACGGAACUACGAACGGAACUACGAAUGGAACCAACGGUGUGCAUAGGGUCAACGGGGCGCGUUAAGGCAAUAGAAGGUCAUGUAGCAAGAUGUGUCUGAAGGAGGAAGAUGUUUUGAACCUUGUUCUCACCAGCAUACCGAUGUGAUAGAGGGUGUAUUUUAGCCAAAACACAAUCACUACAGCGAGUGGGCUUCGUUGAGAUAUGAUUAUUCUGUCAGCACUGGCUCUC